AUGCUGCCCUUCCUUCUCUUCUCCUAUACAUCAAGCGUUGUUGCAGCGCCCGUUGACUCUCCUAACGAGCUUUCCACCUUUGUGCGAGCUGAAACGCUUCACCAUCCCUUGAUCAGCAACAACCGUAGUCUGUGGACCAUUAUUUCGACUUGUCUCCUGACCAUCUUCGCUUGCAUCUACACGGCAAUCCAUCCCAACGUCCCCAGCCCUUACGAUGGCACAAUAACAAUCCUCAUUCGAGCCGUUGGCACGAUGGUGAUGGCUGUACUAGCACCCGAACUUAUGGUUGCUUGGGCGGCGCGUCAGUACCUCAGUGCUCGAGACUUUACGGAGACCAUGCAACGUGGUUUAUACCGCCCACACGACGAGACAUGGACUAUUAGCCAUAGCUUUUACGCCUACAUGGGCGGCUUCAUGGUAUAUCAUGAGGGCAAACCUUGGCGUACCAUCACGCCUGCAAACCUUCUGAAGGCUAUUGAAGACGGUAAUAUCAACUUAAUCAGGCUGACAAGGAACGAGAUCAACGACACGAGUAAAGGUAAUUUUAUCUCGAAAGGGCUUGUACUCCUUCAAGUCUCUUGGUUCUGUUUGCAACUCAUUGCCCGCCACAUGACUCAACUAAAUAUCACUCCCCUUGAGCUCGCCACUGUUGGUUUUUGUGUUCCGUCUAUGAUGAUGUAUAUCUUGUGGUGGCACAAGCCAUUGGGAGUCAGUUGUCCUCGGCGUCUCGAGUGGAGGAGUGAUAGGCCACCACCUGACAAUUUAUACGUUAACAGGUUCGUAUGCACUUAUUGCCCAUGA
Molecule: messenger RNA, 801 nt
Organism: Coniophora puteana RWD-64-598 SS2
Lineage: Eukaryota; Fungi; Basidiomycota; Agaricomycetes; Boletales; Coniophoraceae
Exons: 2
Coding region: 1-801 (266 amino acids)
Source: RefSeq, a predicted model, not a curated record